CAGCUUCACCUCCCCUGCUGAAUUCAGCAUGGGGGAGAAGCCAGAGAACUGCAGGGUUUCAGAGGAUCUGUUCAAUGGUUUGAAGGUUACAGAUCCCCAGGAAUCAGAGUGUGUCAGCCCUCCAGUUUCUAAUCCCAAAGAUCAGCAUUCUCAGAGCAAGAUGCCUAAGGAUGUUCAGGCCCAACCCCAGGAGGACCAGGGAGAAGAGGAGUGCUUUCAUGACUGCAGGGAUUCAUUUGAGGAGGAGGCAGGUGUGGAUAAGGUUGAGGACAAACCUGAUGAUGAUACAAAUUCCUCUGAACUAGAUGAAGAAUACCAAAUAGAACUGGAAAAGGACAUGCCAGAUGAAGAGAAAUAGAAAAGAAGAGAAGAGAGCACUAGACGAAAGGAAGAAGGAAAUGAACAAUUUAAAAAAGGAGAUAAUAUAGAAGCCGAACGUUCUUAUAGUCGAGCCCUUCAGACAUGCCCAUCCUGCUUCCAAAAAGACAGGUCUAUUCUGUUUUCAAAUAGAGCUGCUGCAAGGAUGAAACAGGACAAGAAAGAGUUGGCCAUCAGUGACUGCAGCAAAGCAAUCCAUUUAAACCCCAGCUACAUCAGGGCACUGUUGAGGAGAGCAGAAUUGUACGAGAAAAUGGACAAGCUAGAUGAAGCUUUGGAAGACUAUAAAUCUAUAUUAGAAAAAGAUCCUUCAGUACAUCAAGCACGAGAAGCUUGUAUGAGAUUACCUAAGCAAAUUGAAGAACGUAAUGAAAGACUAAAGGAAGAGAUGUUUGGUAAACUAAAAGAUCUUGGGAACUUGGUUCUCCGACCUUUUGGACUCUCCACAGAAAAUUUCCAGAUCAAACAGGAUUCCUCUACUGGCUCCUACUCCAUCAAUUUUGUUCAAAAUCCAAACAAUAACAGAUAACAAGAGAUAAUGGCUUUAAAAGCUGGCUUGGAAAUUGUGUGCCGCUUGCUGUUAACAAGAGGAAAGGCCCUGCCAAUAUUUUAAAAAGCAUCCCAUCUAAAAGAAAGGCUAUCCAGUAGAGCCUAGAGCUCCCCUUUCCCUCUUGUUUUAUGAUCAGGGUGAGAUGUCCUUAUUAAUGUAAUAAGCCUGGUUUGAUUUCCAUUUUGAGAUGGUAUCUGUGUAGCCAUAGUCCCUGGUUCUGGCUGUGUGUCCUUUUCGUCCAGAAGGCAGCCUGCUUGGCCAGCCCCUGGGCUGCACAGACCCAUGGAGCAAUUCACAGGUGUUCAGGCCCAGCAAAGGCUCUCCUGAACUGAGCAAACCUGUUGAACGGGAGAUUGUCCAGAUGUGAUUUAUGGAGUUCCCGCCUGCUAUCCCCUCUCCCUGAACACACAUGCCACCAACGCUGCCAUGCAGGGC
This is a messenger RNA of Choloepus didactylus (southern two-toed sloth), 1363 nucleotides long. RefSeq names its product tetratricopeptide repeat protein 1-like. Gene Ontology annotation, molecular function: protein binding. The record is from RefSeq and is a predicted model, not a curated record. Lineage: Eukaryota; Metazoa; Chordata; Mammalia; Pilosa; Megalonychidae. The transcript has a single exon.